UUUAAUGAAUGUGGCCAGCGGUUCGAUUUCCUCAUGUCUCAUUCGUAAACAACAGAGGUCCCUCGGGGAUUUUGCUUUCUCGUUCUUUUUUAUCGGGCAUUUCUUUUUGAUUUCUUAUUUGUUUCGUUGGGGACGUCUUUCAUUUUGGUUUCCCACGCGCUCAAGGUAGAUCCUUGCACGAACCGAAGGUAGAUCCGAACAAAGCGAACAAAAGCUUGGACUUGUGCUGUAAUUUUAAAAUAUCCGCCAAAAAACCAGUCCAAUCGGAUAUUGAGAUAAAUUGUAAGGACAAUGCCAAGCGAAAUAAUAACCUUACAGUUGGGGCAGUGUGGAAACCAAAUUGGUUUUGAAUUCUGGAAACGUUUGUGUCUGGAACACGGCAUUUCACCGAAUGGUGUCCUGGAAGACUUCGCCACUGACGGUGUUGAUAGGAAGGAUGUUUUCUUUUACCAGGCCGAUGAUGACCACUAUAUACCAAGAGCUGUACUGCUGGAUUUGGAGCCUAGGGUUAUACAUACUAUUAUGAGUUCUCCUUAUGCCAAGCUUUACAAUCCGGAAAAUGUUUACCUGUCGAAACAUGGCGGUGGUGCUGGUAACAAUUGGGCUUCAGGCUAUAGUCAGGGUGAAAAAUUACAAGAGGAGGUCUUCGAUAUCAUUGAUCGUGAAGCCGAUGGCAGUGAUUCCUUGGAGGGUUUCGUAUUGUGCCAUUCCAUUGCUGGCGGCACUGGCUCCGGCAUGGGCUCUUAUAUUAUGGAACGCCUAUCGGAUCGUUUUCCCAAAAAGCUUAUACAAACCUAUAGUGUAUUUCCCAAUCAAGAUGAGAUCAGUGAUGUUGUGGUCCAGCCAUAUAAUUCAUUGUUAACUCUACGCCGUUUGACUAGCUGUGCAGAUUGUGUUGUUGUUUUGGAUAAUACAGCCUUAAAUCGCAUUGCCACGGACCGCUUGCACAUACAAAAUCCAAGUUUUUCACAAAUUAAUACACUCGUCUCCACAAUAAUGUCGGUUAGCACUACAACAUUACGUUAUCCUUCGUAUAUGAAUAAUAAUUUGAUUGGUUUGACGGCACCGCUUAUUCCAACGCCCCAGUUGCAUUUCCUAAUGACAGGCUAUACACCCCUGACAACCGACAAUGAUCAAACGGUAAAUGUACGCAAAACCACAGUGCUCGAUGUAAUGCGUCGCCUGUUGCAACCCAAAAAUAUGAUGGUUUCCACAGGUCCGGACAAGACUAAUCAUCAUUGUUAUAUCUCGAUUUUGAACAUCAUACAAGGCGAGGUGGACCCCACCCAGGUGCACAAGUCUCUGCAACGCAUACGUGAACGUAAAUUGGCACAAUUUAUACCCUGGGGUCCGGCCAGCAUCCAGGUGGCUCUGUCACGUUCCUCACCCUAUGUGCAAAGUAGCCAUCGCGUCUCUGGCCUUAUGUUGGCCAAUCACACCAGUAUUUGUUCACUCUUUGAACGUGCCUUAGGGCAAUAUGAUAAACUCAAGAAACGUGGCGCAUUCUUAGAUCAAUUCCGCCGUGAAGAUAUAUUCAAAGAUGAUCUUUCCGAAUUGGAUGAUUCACGUGAUGUGGUUGAUUGCUUGGUACAGGAAUACGAGGCAGCUACACAGCCCAACUAUUUGCAUUGGUCUGCCAAAAAGGGUCAGGGAGAAUAAGGAGAUAAUUUUGCUAUAUUAUGAGUUUUUUUACCAGUGACAAAUUUUAUUUAUAAUUUGUACGUUUCGUAUUGUACUCGAAUUUUAUUUAUGCAUGUUUUGUGCCAUCAUUUGAUCGUAUUUUUUUUAGUCUGUAGAAAUUUGCUACGAUUUUCGUUCUAUUUUUUUGUUCUUAUUCACAUUGACUUUUAAUUAAUCUGUAUUCCGUCGUUUACAGAGAGCACAAAAGCCCAGCUUUUUUUUAGAUUAUUUAGAUUUACACAAAAUAUAUUAAUAAUAUAUUAUUUUUUUAUUUGCAAGAAUUUUAAUUUGCUUCUGAUUUGAAAAAUUAUUUUUUACAUGAAAGUAAUUUUUACACUUGAAAAAACCUUGAAAACACGAAGAAGAUUAGAAACUUUGAACUGUUGUCUAAAACAAGUUUUGAUGAAUUUUCCAAUGACAGGCCAGUUGGCGUUUAGUGGGUAAUGUAUUUGCGAUGUUGUAGUGUAGGAUGGUCUGGUUACCGUUAAAUGGGCAAAACAUAAUUGAUUCGAAAAUCCAAAUUCAAAUCCAUCAAGUAAAAUAGUAUCAAUCGGUUUUGCCGACAGAUGUAUAUUUCAUAUUCAUCUUAGGUUCCUUGUUGACAGAAAUAUUUAGAGAUAGCAAGUUGUAAAGAAUCGCCGAAUUGUUUCGCAAGUUAUGACAGAUAAAAGUUAUAUUGAAAAUUGUGACACUUUGUGGGUGAGUACCUGAAGGGGUUCGCAGAUACAUAUCAUUUCCGCAACAGAUCCUGCAUUAGCAAAAAUAUUUGGCUGUGUAAAAUUUGAAGAGAGUUGAAAGGUUAUUUCGUUUUUUUUGUGCGUUUUUUUUACCAAAACUCUUGAAUCCUAUAUGGGGGAGGUACCAGAAGGAGUCGACCGGUAUAUCCCAUUUUCACACCAGACCUUGGGCUAAUAUAAAUAUUGUGAUGUGUGUUAUUUGAAGAGAACCGGAUGUUUAUUUCGGAUUUUGUGAUCGUUUUGGUUAUUUAAAACUUCGACCCUUUGUGGGAGAGGUACCAGAAGGAAUGGUCCGAUCUCUAUCAUCUUUAUAACAGAUCUUGUGUUGAUUGAAAUAUUGAGAUGUGCCAAGUCUGACCGAAAUCGGAUAUUAAUUUUAUGGACUUCAUGAAUAUUCAAAAUUUUGACCCUUUGUGGGGAAGGUACUAGAACGAGUAGACUUAUAUAUUCCAUCUUUACACCAGACUUUGGGUUAUUAAAAAUAUUGUAAUGUGUGAAAUUUGAAGACAAUCAGAUUCUUAUUUCACAUUUUAUAAGGGUUGUAAUUAUUCAAAAUUUUGACUCUGUGGGGGAGGUACUGGAUAGAGUGGACAAAUAUUGUCCAUUUUCGCACUCGCUGUAGCACUGAUGUAAAUAUUAGGAUUUGCAAAGUUGUAACAAAAUCGGAUUAUCCUUUCUCUUUCUGUGCAGUAAAUGCCAUUUUUGACAGUUUGUGGGGGAGAUACCAGAAGGAGUGGACGCAUAUUGCCCAUCUCCGAACUCGAUCUAAGUUU
This is a messenger RNA of Musca domestica (house fly), 3190 nucleotides long. Its product is annotated as tubulin gamma-1 chain. The coding region runs from base 292 to 1659 and encodes 455 amino acids. Lineage: Eukaryota; Metazoa; Arthropoda; Insecta; Diptera; Muscidae. The record is from RefSeq and is a predicted model, not a curated record. Gene Ontology annotation, biological process: mitotic sister chromatid segregation; mitotic cell cycle; mitotic spindle organization. Gene Ontology annotation, molecular function: structural constituent of cytoskeleton; GTP binding. Gene Ontology annotation, cellular component: spindle; gamma-tubulin complex; microtubule. The transcript has 4 exons.